GAAUGGCUAGUAGCUUGGCAGAGAAACUCCAGGUGUUGGAAACGCGACUAAAAGCCACCAGAGAGGGUCUGGAGACAGGAUAUGGCAGAUCCCUACGAGAAGCUAUCGCCGAGAAGGAUUCCUACAUAGAGGUGGAGGCUCUGAAGUGUCUUGGAGACCACCAUCUGGAAAAAGGACGACUAGGUAAAGACUUGAAGGAAUUUAAGACUUCUAGUGCCUUCUACACAGCGGCUCUACUCAAAUGCACAGACCCGGAUCUUGAGCAAGCCAUACUAGAUCGUGCUGGAUUUAUGGAGAAACUCGCCGGAAAACUACAACGUACAGACAGUCGGAAUCAGAGGCAAACUACCCUAAGUACAGAUGCAUCUACCAACCAUGUCUUUCGGACAGCCGAGGUUUGCCUCACCUUAAGUAAGGCUCGUUUUGACGGUCUGAGUGGAUUGUACGUAUUAGAAGAGAGCUAUACAAAAGCGUUGGUACAAGCUAUCGCCACAGGAGACAUCUUACUGGAAGUAGAGGUGCUGAAGAGUCUGGGAGAUUUGUACCUAGAGACAGGAAAGACCUACACGGAUGUGUCCUUGCUGUCCAAAGCGAUAGCGAUGUACAACAAUGCCGGGGCAAGGUGUGGCGAUACAAGCGACGGGAGAGAGGUUUUAAUUCACCGUGUCAAGUAUGCAGAAAAGGUCAAGAACACAGCCAUAAGGAUGCGAAGAGGCAGCUGCAUCCAUGACUAUGUAAACACGGAGGAAGACCCUGAUGGUACUUACAUGCUGAGCACAUACGAAGAACAUCAUCGACUUGGAGACAGGGCAUUACGGAAAGGAGAUGUCGACUUAGCAGAGCAGCAGUUUUCCUCCGCGCUGAAGCUUGUCCACGGGUCAGGUCCUGUGCACUUACAUAAGGAAGCCGAGAGUCUGCACAAAUUAGGGGAUGUCUACCUGGAGCGAGGAAAGGUGACCAAGGACGGGGAGGACUUCACCAAAGCCGCUGCGCUCUACAACGCAUCCAUGGCAAGAACAGCAGACAGCAAGCUCAAGAAAGCUCUAAUCCUCGCUAUAAAACGUGCAGAGGAAUCGUUCUUACAACAUGCAGUAGGCGUGACCUGUGUGGCCUGUGUGUAUAAAUCAGCUCACUUGAGGCACAAGAAAGAGCUAACAGAAAUGCGGGAUAAAGUAAAACAACAUCUUGACUUCAUCGAUCGGCAGCACGAUCCUUAUAGGUACAACGAGGAAGAUCCAGAAGCCAGGAAAGUUGAAUGUGCCAGAGCUGCAGCCAUUAAAGACCUCUUCCAGAAGACAGCGAAGGAGAGAAUCGACUUUCUCGAAAAACUCGUUUCUGAGUGCAUUUCUGUGAUGGGCGAACCGCCAUGCAAAUAUGCCUUCAUAGGUUUGGGUUCACAAGCCACAGAGCUAGUCACUCUGUACUCAGACCUGGAGUUUGCGAUUCUGCUUGAAGAAGGACGCGACUUUGAAGAAAACAAGGCGUACUUCCGCAAUCUCACUCACUACUUGCACAUAAAAGUCAUCAACCUUGGCGAGACGAUCCUUCCGGCUGUGGGGAUCAAGUCACUCAACGACUUUUACUCAAACGAUCCGGAAGCCAGUUGGUUCUACGACUCUGUAACCACACGCGGAAUGGCAUUCGACGGAGCGAUGCCGUGGGCAAGCCAUACUCCUCUCGGCAGAAAGCAGACAAAAGACAAACCAGCGCUGGAACUGAUUCAAACUCCCAGCCAGCUGGCGAAGUUUCAGGACGCUGAAGUAGCCAUGUCUGAAGAAGACCACUUGUCCGACGUCCUGCGAAGCGCCUGUUACCUCACAGGAGACAGAAGUCUUGUUCAACUGUACCAUCUCAAAGUGAUGUCAACGCUCAGAGGCAACACCGUGCGCUCCAACAUUGAACUGGCAAAUAGAGAAGAGUUCAGGACCCCGGAGUUGUUGUCCACGCUACUCAACGUGAAGAAGGAGAUCUAUCGCUUCCCUACCAUUGCUGUGCAAAACAUGGCCUUGCGCUGUGGGGUUGGAACGUCCAGCGUGUGGGAGACCAUUGAAGAGCUGGAAUCCGGUCGGCAUGUCAGCCACGAAAACGCGCACCAUCUUACAGUGCUCUUAGCCAUCUCAGCUGAACUUAGACUGCGAACAUACAUAGCGAACGGAGGCCAGAAGGAAAACAUGUCUGCCUUGUUGCGUUUGGGCGACGAAAGAGGCCACAAUGAUAUAACUGUUCCUGAUCUAGAGAAGGUGUUUUAUCUUCCAAAUCAAAAGAUGCUGUACAGGUACUACUUCUCCGCUGUUCCUCUGCGUAGAGCUUUGUCAGAGGCGCAAAAGGAAAACACGUCGUUUUCUUUAGCAUUCACUUUGUACGAAACGUCGGCGGAAACAAAGGGGGAGAUGAACAUGAAGCUCUGCGAUUUCACAUCCGCAAAGACGCAGUUCCAACUCGCACUAGAGAAGAACAAGACAAUGUAUGGCAAUGACACAGACCACCCAAAUAUCGCAUCGUGCUUUCGGAACCUUGGCUGGGUCUGUUACAGCAUCGGUGAGUACGUUGUUGCAAGGGGCUUCUUGCAAAAGGCACUGGACAUGAAUCACCGAAUACACGGGGAUGCAUCGACCCAUCCUUCUAUUGCCGCCUCGUUCAGGAGUCUAGGUACUGUAGCUAGCUGUCUGGGAGAUUACAAACAUGCGGAAACGUUUUUCGAACAGGCGCUGGAGAGACUGAAGCUCACACAUGGCGACACUGCGGACCACGCGGACAUUUCUUCAGUUCUUCACAACAUGGGAUCAACGUGGGCUGACAUGGGCAACAACAGAAAGGCCGUCGGUUUGUACGAAAAGUGUCUGGCUAUGAGAAGACGUCUUCACGGGUCGAAAACAGCGCCCCCAGACGUAGCGUCUGCCCUUAACAGCCUCGGCGCUGCUUGGAAUAACCUCGGCGACUACAGAAAGGCGACUGACUUCUACAGACAAGCUCUUAUCAUAAGGAAGCGUACAUACGGAGGGGAGACGGUACAUCCCGAAAUUGUAUCAUCGCUAGACAACCUGGGUACAGCUUACCUUAACCUAAAGGACCACGCUAAGGCGAUCGACAUGUUUGAGCAAUCGUUACAAAUGAACAGUCUCUUAUACGGACACGACCACGCGCACCCAGAUACUGCGUCGUUGAUUGAUCAUCUCGGCUCAGCAUGGAGUAGUAUUGGUGCACACAGGAAAGCCCUUAACAUCUUCGAAAAGGCUCUAAAUAUGAAGCGACGAGUGUACGGAGAGAGCAACCUACAUCCAGAUAUCGCGGCGUCACUCACAAACCUUGGUGAGGUCUUGAGCGAUCUGGAAGACCACGGGAAGGCAAUGAAACUGUAUUCGCAAGCAUUAGACAUGUAUAAAGUCAUAUACGGACAGGACACCGCACACCCCAGUGUUGCGAUCACGCUCAACGGUUUUGGAGCCGCCUGGAGGUGUCUUGGCUUUCCCGGCAAAGCGAUUGAGUAUUACGAACAGGCUCUGCGGAUGAGGGAGCGGACCUAUGGGCAAAACGCAGCGCACCCAGACAUUGCCUGCUCGCUCAACAAUCUUGGGGAGGCAUGGUGUCAGCUAGGCCAUCGCGCAAAAGCGGUCGCCUACAUUGAACAGGCUUUAGAGACAAGGAAACGUGUAUAUGGACACGAUGCAGACCACCCUGACAUUGCCUCGUCAUUCAACGACCUGGGCACCGCUUGGAGCCUCUUUGGUGAUCCAUUGAAAGUCAUCGUUUUCCAUGCACAAGCUCUGAAUAUGCGGAAACGUCUAUAUGGACACGAUAGGGACCACACAGACAUUGCCAAGUCGCUCAAUAACUUAGGCACCGCAUGGAGCAUCCUAGGCCAUGUUAGGAAAGCUCUUCCCUUCUACAAGGAUGCUCUUGACAUGCGGAUACGUAUAUACGGAAAUACGGCCCAUCCAGAUAUUGCAGGAUCGCUGAAUAAUAUAGGUAUAGCUUGGGUUAACCUCGGUGAUUACAGGAAAGCAAUCGGCUUCUUUGAGAGGGCGAUAGCUAUGAAGAAGCGGCUCUACAAAGACGGUAACGCUUACCCAGAAAUUGCAGCAUCACUGAAUAACCUGGGUGAAGCUUGGGGCGAGUUGGGUCAUCACGGAAGAGCUAUCCUGAUUCACGAGCAUGCCUUACACAUGAGACUGUGUACCUAUGGAUAUAACACCGCCCAUCCAGAUACGGCUAAGUCACUGUACAACUUGGGUAAAGCAUGGAGUAAGGUGGGUGAUCACAGAAAAGCCAUGAAGUUCCACGAGCAUGCCCUGGACAUGAGAGUACGUGUACAUGGAAAUGGUGAGGGCACUUCGCAUCCAGACAUUGCCUCGUCGCUUCAAUGUAUGGGCGUUGUGUUGAGUGACGUAGGUGACUACAGGAAGGCAAUAACCUUCUACGAAAGGGCUUUGGAGAUGAGGAAAGAUGUGUACGGCCACGAUGCGAAGCAUCCCGAAAUUGCGGCGUUGUACAACAACCUAGGAACAGCAUGGAGUAGGUUGGGACAUCAGGGAAAAGCAGUCGGUUUCCAUGAGCUGGCGUUAGAAAUCAGAAGACAAGCGUACGGACAAGAGGCAGCGCAUCCAGACAUCGCUUCGUCACUCAACAACCUCGGUGCUGCUUGGUGCAAUCUUGGUGACUUCAGGAAGGGAUUGGAGCUGUAUGAACAGGCACUGGAGAUCAAAAGACGGGUGUACGGACCCAAGACGGCGCACCAAGACAUUCUUCGGUCACUCUGCAACUUGGGAGCGACGUGGAACCACUUAGGCCAUCCUGCGAAGGCGAUCCUCUGCUACGAAGAGGCGUUGGACAUGAGCAGAGCUAUUUUCGGCGGCGGUUCGGCGCACCACCAGACGGCUUCGCUACUGCAGAAGCUCGGCACAUCGUGGGGACUUGUUGGCGAUCACAGGAAGGCGAUCAGGUUUUUCGAAGAAUCCUUACAGAUGGAAAAACGCCUGAGAGGAAACUGUGGAGAACACCCGGCCAUCUGCUUCCUUCUGUCCAACCUGGGUGCUUCUUUGGCUUCCCUGGGUGACUGCAGGAGAGCAGUAGAGGUUCUGCAAGAGGCAUUGGUGAUGAUGAACAAAGUCUAUGGACACACCGCGGCCCAUCCAGACAAACUAAGGACUCUGAAGAACCUGAGUAUAAUCUGGACGGACCUGGGUGAUCACGACAAGGCAGCUGCGUUGUCGCUGCAGGCGGAGGAGAUGCAAAGUCGACUGAGAUAAGAGACAAAAAGGAUGGACUCUGAAACUGUUUGUACGAUAUCCACGGUAGCUUUUAAAACAUGUGACUGUGUAUGUAAUGAUCUU
Branchiostoma belcheri (Belcher's lancelet) is the source of this 5330-nucleotide messenger RNA. RefSeq lists its product as uncharacterized. The coding region runs from base 3 to 5246 and encodes 1747 amino acids. Gene Ontology annotation, molecular function: protein binding; [protein-PII] uridylyltransferase activity. Lineage: Eukaryota; Metazoa; Chordata; Leptocardii; Amphioxiformes; Branchiostomatidae. The transcript has 4 exons. The record is from RefSeq and is a predicted model, not a curated record.